GGGGAGGAGGCGGGGGGCGGCGGCUGCGGCGGCUGCAGCAGAGGGGCCGAGAGCUGGCGGCGGCGGCGGCGGCGGUGGUCGUGAAGGGCAUCGGCGGCGGCGAUGAUAGCAGAAAUGAUCUGAAGAUGGAAAGAGCCAGGCGGAGGGGAGGCGGCGGCGGCGGCCGCGGCCGUGGAGGCAAGAAUAUAGGGGGCUCUGGCCUAAGCAAGAGUAGACUCUAUCCCCAGGCCCAGCACUCUCACUACCCCCACUACGCUGCUUCAACCACCCCUAAUCAGUCUGGGGGCACAGCCGAAAUCCAAGAGCUGGCUUCCAAACGAGUGGACAUCCAGAAAAAGAGGUUUUACCUAGACGUGAAGCAAAGCUCCCGGGGCCGGUUCCUAAAGAUAGCCGAAGUCUGGAUAGGGAGAGGCCGGCAGGACAAUAUCAGAAAGAGUAAACUGACCCUAUCCCUGUCUGUAGCAGCGGAGCUGAAGGACUGUUUAGGGGACUUCAUCGAGCAUUACGCCCACCUGGGCCUGAAAGGCCACAGGCAAGAGCAUGGCCACAGCAAAGAGCAAGGUUCCAGGAGGAGGCAGAAGCACUCAGCACCCUCCCCGCCAGUCUCCGUAGGGUCUGAAGAGCAUCCUCACAGUGUCCUCAAAACAGACUAUAUAGAGAGGGACAAUAGGAAAUAUUACCUAGACCUAAAGGAAAAUCAGCGGGGCCGCUUCCUAAGGAUUAGACAAACCAUGAUGCGGGGAACUGGCAUGAUAGGUUAUUUUGGCCACAGUUUGGGCCAAGAACAGACUAUUGUCCUCCCAGCACAAGGAAUGAUUGAGUUUCGUGAUGCCUUGGUUCAGCUAAUUGAAGACUAUGGUGAAGGGGACAUAGAAGAACGAAGAGGUGGAGAGGAUGACCCACUUGAACUCCCAGAGGGGACUUCUUUCAGAGUGGACAAUAAAAGGUUCUACUUUGAUGUGGGCUCUAAUAAAUAUGGAAUUUUCCUGAAGGUAAGUGAGGUGAGGCCACCUUACCGUAAUACUAUUACUGUUCCAUUCAAAGCUUGGACAAGGUUUGGGGAGAAUUUUAUCAAGUAUGAAGAAGAGAUGAGGAAAAUUUGCAACAGCCAUAAAGAAAAGAGAAUGGAUGACAGAAGGGCCAGUGGUGAAGAACAAGAAUGCCUCGACUAGAGUGAAAUUGAACUCCAUCAGGCAAAAUUUAAAAUCAUAAAUUGGCUAAAAGUACUGAUCCAUAAUUAUUUGAAGAAGUUUUUCCUCUUUUUUUGGCCCUUUGUUAUUAGUAAUACCUCUAGUAGUUUAUACUUCAAGAAGUCUGAUUUUCAUGUUAUGUUAUACAUAGAUCACUAAAUUCUUAUGGGAAUUCCAACCUUCCCAGAGCUAAAUAUUUAAGCUGCUUCAACUGCUCCAGACUAUUGAAGUAUGCAGAUCAGCACAAAAUGUGACAUUCUGACCUUCUAAAUAUCAUUUAUAUUGCACUAUGACAUAAUCCUGAAAAAAAGAUACAUAUACUUAAUAUGGAAGUGUGAAUUUCUAUUUAACAAAUUCCCAAAACACUAUUCCAUUCCUAUAUUAUUAAAAACUGCUAAGCUACCUGUAGGACAGUUACCACAGAAACAGAAACUGACAUCAAGUAUUAUAUCAUUAUAUUUAUUUAUAAAAGAAAAAUAGAAAUAUAUUGUCCAUUGGAUAACUGUAUAUUAAAUAGUACCACUAAAAGAUCAAAUCUUAUUAGAUAAUUAAACCUUUAAAAUAUGGUAUUAUAAUAUUCCUUAAGAAUUAACUGCAGUAUUCUAUAAUUUUCAAGUUUUGUGGUAACCCUACAGUUUACAGUUGCCAUAUCAAAGCCAUGGGAGAGUUUUAAUCGGGUAUCCUAAGCUAGUGAAAAUCUUAUCUUCACUUUUGUUUGUUGUGCCAUAUAGUUUUGCUGACUUUCCAACAGUUCAGGAAUUACAUCUACAUCACAAUUGAGUGGGAGGCUUCAUCCAGUGGCUUUGCUAUGGAAAUUUUGGUGUUUUAGCAUUUCUUGCUAGUUUGAAAUUGUGAUAGGUUUUUCCCUAAAAUAUGUCAUGAAUUCAAGGUGUUAUAUUUUAUGUGUUUUGUUUAACUGCUUCAGAGGGGUUGGUGCACCAGUUACCUGAUAUAAAACUAUAUCUGUAAUAAUAUACUUUACUAGCACUCUUGCAAUUGCCACCCUUAAAACCAUUCAAGCUCCGAUAUAAACCACACUUUUACAGGUGUUUUAAUUCCAGAAGGGGGAGAAAAAAACAGUCUUUCUAAAAAGCCUUUAGAAUACAAAUUUUGUUUCAGGGAAAAAUAUUAUUUGAAAAUAAGAUUGGUUAUAAACAUAUUUGAAAGGAAAAUUCAGGCAUUUUCCAAGGUGCUCUUUAUGAUACUUAAAGAGGUUUACUUUACACAAGAUUCAUCCCUUUACCUGUAUUAAAAAUUACUUUCCAGAAAGUGCCACACCAAUUUUUUAACACCUAAGCAAUUUUUUAAACAAGUGGAUAUAGUGUAUAUGUGUACCAACCCACCCUGUACUGAAAAUUUCUUCUGUUAGGCUGCAUUUUAUUCUGAAUGAAAUUGUCUUUUAUCUUGGUUUUAUUCACCUCCCACACAGUAUAUUCAUAUAAUCAUGUUUAAGAGCCAGAACACUGAUUUCAACCCCCAAAUAUAGCUCUCAUUGAUGAGAGCUGGCUGCGUGGAUUGAGGUCAGAAUGUAGCUCUUUGCUAUGCUAUAACUCAAAAUUAUUUUAAGUUUCUUCCUUCAGAGUUUGUUUCCAAAUGCAUUUAAGUAAGGUCACUAAGAAAACUUUAAGGUAUGAAUUGAGAAAAUUUAUUUCAUUGGUUUACAUCACAUAAGUAACUCAGUAACUCAGACAUAUAUACUGGUGUUGAUUUCACAUUUCCUCAAGUAGUAUGAGGAAUCUCAGUUCAUUAUAAUUGUGGACCAUCUGGAUCACUAUGGAACAACUGAAGGUUAGAAGAUGAUGUUAGUACUAAAGUUAAUAGCACAUGGUGGGUGUUGAGACAAUAAAAGUAGACAGAAUUUUUAAACUGUAAAAUAACAUAACUUUGUAGGCUUGCUAAAAAAUAGUUCUUGGUUUAUGAAGGAGUGAUGUGCACUUGAAUUACUGUACUACUGAUUGUUAUUGCUGCCCAUCAUAGUGCCUAUUAAUAAUCAACCUGUCAGAUUUUGGCAAACUGGAGCUGUGAAUAUUACAAGAUUUGAUUGUUCCCAUCACUAUUGCUGUGAGUGUAUGCUCUCUCUUAAAACCUUCAUUUUAAAAAUAUUUAUAUCCAUUAGGAUUAAAUGAUUUCUUUUUUGGUCUGAUAAGAUUUGAGUAUGUGUGUGUGCAUAUACAUAUAUAUGUAUAUACACACAACACUAUGUCAGACUUAACUAUAAAUGUUUUUAAUUCAUUGUAUAUAAAUAUUAUUAGUUUAAUUUUGCAUUAAUUAUUUAAGUAAGGAAUGAGUUAAGCAGCCAAAUUUCUGCCUUGUAUGUAUACGUCAAAGUUUUUACCAUCUCAAAGCUGCAAAUUGGAUUGAUGCAUAUAUACUGGCAAUUGAAUAUACUCUAGAAUCAUUAAGCCUUCUACCAGUCCUUUUGUUUCACUUUUUCAUAGUUAACAUAUUCAUUGAAAAAUGAAAAUAAUGCUAUGAUUUUUGAUACUAAAAAUUCCCAAGAAUUCAUUAGCCAUAAUUAAGCAUGAUCCAGUUCAAAACUCUGGAAUUAGGACAUGUAAUGCCAUGUAUCUUAUUAAAUAAGCUACUAGUUUUAUCUGUGCAAUAUAUAUUUUAUUUUAUUGUCAUUUGUAACAUAAGUGGAGCUGCAAGUGUAUGGUAUUCUUCAAAAUAAUAGGAUCUUUGCCUUGAAGACAUUAAAUUCUUAAGGCAACUGGAUGUUGAAGUAAAAACUGAGCAUUGAAGUUAGUAACCAAAAUUACUUGUUCACUGUAUAAUGGUAAAACACUGAUGAUGUUUGCACAUAAUAAUCCAAGCAUAAUGUGGUACAGACUCAAACUGUAAUAAUAUAAGCUAAUAGUAUAAAAUUUGGAAACGGGUUCCUCUUAAUUGUUGGCAGUGUGCUCCUAGCAAUUGAAAGCAGCACUAAUUUGUUGCUUAUAUGCAAAAGAUGCAAUGUAUUAUAAAGGUAUUAAAGUUCUGCCACAUUUUAUAAUUUUCUUUAUUAAAGCCCCAAACUGCCAUGUCCCUUAAACUUGAGUCAAACACAAGCAUAUUUGCACUAAAGAGCAUGGCCAAAAAAAAAAAAAAAUGACAGGGUGGAAAAGCUAGUUGGAACCUCUUGAAAAAAAUUGGUUCUAAUGGGAGAAUUUCACAUUUGUCUAUUUGAAAGCUAUAUGGUCCAGGCAGACAAUCUGUCAGUUCACUAAUUUAAUAAUGCACUUUACCUUUUGUAUAUAGAAGAUGUACAUUUAUGCCACUUGACAGGUGGGAUGUGUUUCAAUAACUAUGUAGUUAGAAUCUGUAGGGUGAUCUCUUGCAUGCAUAUGUUUGUGUUGGAACUGUUGUUGUAACAGGUUUCCAUUAAAUCAGUGUAAUGGAGAAGGGUAAGAAGAUGCUUUUGAAACAAAUCCCAAUACAUUUAACAGAGAAAUUUAGAGUUCGUAUUUGUAUUCUUAAGGACUAGAAUAAAUAAAAAACUAUUUCUAUCCAGAUUAGUAUUGCAGUUCAGGCUGUAUCUAUUUGAAGCCACCACCACCCCCCAAUAAUAACUCUAAAAGUUAAUUCUGGGAAUUUUUCCAAAUUAAAAAAUAUUUUUGAUGAUUCUCUUUUAUUCUGAUUCAAGUAACUAAUAAAAGGGGCAUGAUUCUAUACUAAAGUUACAGGUAUGGUUAGAUAGUAUUUUUUAAACACCCAGACUAAAAAAAUAAUGUUUCAGAAGUUAAGAAAGUACAAAGAGCCUAAUGUUACUAAAAUAAAUAUAACAUUUCAAAAUUUGCAGAAGUACUGACCUUUCGCCAACUAAAAAGGGUAUUGGGGGAAUUAGUGUAUCCGUUCAUCCUUAAAACUUCCUAAGAUGUACAUUUGAAAACUAGAUAAUUGUUGCUUAAUAAUAGGUUGUAUGUACUUUACUGAGAAACACUGUGUACUAACAAUUCAUCAAGAGUGUGCUAUAUUUACUGCAUUCAUUUUAUAUCUAUAGAUAAGAAUACAUUAUAUAUAGUCAUCUUAAUAUAAUCAUGUAUUUAUAUUGUAAUUUUG
Messenger RNA from Sciurus carolinensis (gray squirrel), 5228 nucleotides. RefSeq names its product purine rich element binding protein G (gene Purg). Gene Ontology annotation, biological process: regulation of transcription by RNA polymerase II. Lineage: Eukaryota; Metazoa; Chordata; Mammalia; Rodentia; Sciuridae. Gene Ontology annotation, molecular function: DNA-binding transcription factor activity, RNA polymerase II-specific; RNA polymerase II transcription regulatory region sequence-specific DNA binding; purine-rich negative regulatory element binding. Gene Ontology annotation, cellular component: nucleus. The record is from RefSeq and is a predicted model, not a curated record. The coding region runs from base 126 to 1172 and encodes 348 amino acids. The transcript has 2 exons.